Molecule: messenger RNA, 224 nt
Organism: Perkinsus marinus ATCC 50983
Lineage: Eukaryota; Perkinsozoa; Perkinsida; Perkinsidae
Exons: 2
Source: RefSeq, a predicted model, not a curated record
AUGCGUGCCGUCGUGAUUAUGGUUACUCUUAUCGAGCUAGGCGGUGCGGCGAGGCAUCGUAGUAAAGCGGAGAUGGACUGGGAUAAAACUCAGAAGGCGACUGACGACCUGAUCGCAAAGGUGAAUGCGGAAAUGAAAACAUUGGGAACGGACCUGGACAGAACGACUAAGCAAGAUAGGAAGGAUUUGGCACUUCUGGAGCAGAGCAGACAGACUGAGGACAA